This is a messenger RNA of Suricata suricatta (meerkat), 1434 nucleotides long. RefSeq lists its product as uncharacterized. The transcript has 3 exons. NCBI's taxonomy places the organism in Eukaryota, Metazoa, Chordata, Mammalia, Carnivora, Herpestidae. The coding region runs from base 285 to 887 and encodes 200 amino acids. The record is from RefSeq and is a predicted model, not a curated record.
CACACCAGAGGUAGACACAGAGAGAGACACACACACACACACAAACACACACACUGACGGCAAGGCCCUGGGAAGGCGGCCUGGAUCGGCUCCAAACUUCAGAAAACAAGCACCAAGAGGGGACAACAGCCAAGACCAAGGGCACCACUGGGAGCACACAAGGACCCCGAGGCCGCAGGACCCGGCACCCACCCCCGGCGGUGCGGUCCCGGCUCAGGGGCACGCCCGCGGGCACUCAGCCUGAGGAGGACGGCAGCAGCUUGAGCUGGUCGGGCAGCACCAGGAUGUGGCUCCCAAACCUGGGGACAGAAGCAGAGGGGAGCCGAGCUGCACUGCGCUGCCAGGAUGUCUGCCGGCCCGCCGUCCUCGUCUAUCCCCUCCUGCCCCUGCUGAGGCCGGCUCCCACCCUCCCCGGAGGCCCAGGCAGAACUCAGGGGAUCCACAGAGAGCGGGACAGCGCUGAGCAGCUCAGGGGGGGCACCCCACCUCAUUCUCGGGACCAACAGCACGGCGGCCCACAGGUCCGGGAUGAUGGGGGCCGUGGAAGAGUAGCAACGGGGGGCCGGCGGGUGGACCCAGACGCUCCGUCCUUCAGUCCAUGGUCACCCAGCACGCAGUCCCCAGAAGCCCGCUGUGGGGCCAGCCUCACCCUGCAAGGGACAUGGCCUUCCCUGCUUUCCCCCGGCUGUAUGGUGGCCCCAGCACACGGCGCCCGGAGACCCCUGGAGGCUGACACGGUGCUCUACUGGCACAAGACAUCUGGCGCAGAUGCUGGGAGUCACCUGCAGACCAAGGGGGAAGCCUUCAAAAUCGGGUAUUUGAUGCCAACAGUGUAUGUCACAUCAGCCGUCGAGGCUCCUGGCCCCUGCCUGGACAGUGCAGGCUAAGAAGGGAACAGCAGAGCAGGGCAGGGCGAGGGCCUUCCUGAGAAGCCAGGGGGCAUCCAGCCGGACCCUCAAGAAGGUGUAAGAGCAAGGAGAACUCUCCCAAGUGGGAAGAGCGAACACGGCACAUACAAAGGUCCUGAGGCAGGCAUGUGGUAGGUGGGGCGGGAGCAGACCCCAGUGAGAAACUGCAACAGAGAGAGGGCCCGAGGCCUUGCAGGUGGGGACUCCGGAUGCUGGAGGACGAGAGAACUGCAUUGUAAGGAUGCAGGUUGGAUCCAGGAUCCAGCCCUCACCACUGGAGCCGGCGCACCUCCGGAGUGGGGGGCGGAGGGGGGGGGGCGUUCCCCCGCCGGCCGCAGGUCCGAUCCAGCCUUCCCCUUUACUUAAAGGGGAAGGCGCCGGAUUCUCCUGAAAGGGCGCGCAUUGAGGAGGGACAACUUCUGCGGUGCCCAAUUGGGGAAGGCCGGCCAUUACCUUUGACCUUUCUAGAGGUGGGCCUAGUCAAGCCUCACGUGGGGCAUCCUGGGCCCACUCUGAUUGGUCAGUG